Parasteatoda tepidariorum (common house spider) is the source of this 2208-nucleotide messenger RNA. RefSeq names its product 52 kDa repressor of the inhibitor of the protein kinase-like. The record is from RefSeq and is a predicted model, not a curated record. NCBI's taxonomy places the organism in Eukaryota, Metazoa, Arthropoda, Arachnida, Araneae, Theridiidae.
CGUAAAACUGACGAUUCGAGUCUAAACCCUAGUAUAAGCACUAAUCCAGAUUUUAUUUCAAAGACUAAUCCUGGUACUAGUGCAAACGUAAGUGCAGCUCCAGAUCUUAGUCCACAAACCGAUGACAAUCGACAAAAUAGUGCAAAAUUGGAUAUUGGAAUAUGCAUGAAUUCGGAAGUUCAUAUUAAUGACGAACUUCGUUUGAAAUUGUUGAAAAAGCCUUGGACUCCCAGCCAAUUCUACGAUUUUAAGAAAGAUUUAAAACUUGACGCUAAGCGAUCAUUUCGUUUGGAAUGGCUACAAACGUGCCCUUGGUUGGCGUACUCAGAAAGUGCAAAAGGGCCUGUUUGUCGUGUCUGCGUUUUGUUUCGACCUCCAGCUCAAAGAGGUGUGCAAGGACAAUUUAUUAUUUUUCCUUGCGUUAAAUACCACAAAUUUAAUGAAGCCGCAAAAUCACAUGAAACGUCACAGUGGCAUCGUGAAGCACUCACAUCUUCUAAAAAUUUUGAAGAUAUUAUGAACAGAAAACAACUGAGUGUAUAUGAAUCUUUAGAUUCAGCGCAUAAUAAAAAAAUUGAAAACAACAGGCUUAAGCUUCGAUCUAUUAUACCAACAAUUUUGUUCAUCGCAGAGCACGAACUUCCUUUUCGGGGCAAAAAUGACGAAGGAUCUGUUUUUAAAGAUCUGCUGCGCUUUCGAGUUGAAUCUGGAGACGAAGUUUUGAAGGCACAUUUGAAAUCAGGAGCAAGAAAUGCACUGUACAUUUCACAUCAAAUACAGAAUGAGUUGAUUCAAACUUGUGUAGACGUGCUUAGAGAGGAAAUUAUCAAAGAUGUGAAAAAGGCUUCUGCUUUCUCGGUAUUGGCCGACGAGACAGCAGAUAUCAGUGGUACAGAGCAGUUAUCCAUCGGUGUUCGGUAUGUACAUUUUGAUGAGAGUAACAAAAAGACGACAAUACGCGAAGAAUUUCUCGGCUUUACCCCACUCGAAGAAUUGAACGCUCAGUUUAUUUCCAAAACAAUCAUUCAAUUUUUGAAUGAUUGCAAUUUUGAUAUGACACGAUUUGUGGCUCAAGGAUAUGACGGUUGCGCGGCAAUGGCUGGCCAAGAAGGUGGCGUUCAAAAAUUUAUUCGAGACAAAUAUCCUAAAGCUGUGUUUUUUCAUUGUGCCAAUCAUGUAUUGAAUCUCGUGAUCAAUGACUUAAACCGCGUUAAGGAAGUACAGAAUACUAUAGGGACAACGAAGGAAAUUAUUAGCUUUUUCAGAGAAAGUUCUUUGCGACGAAAAGAAAUUCCUAACAUCCCUUUACUUUGUGAAACACGCUGGUCAGAAAAGUACAAGAGUCUCAGACGAUUUUCUGAAAAGUUUGUUACAAUUAUAAAAACUUUAGAGGGCCUUACAGAAAAAGCGGCAAACAAAAACACCAAAGUGAAAGCUAAUAUACUUUUAACAGCUGCUACAACGCCAACAUACAUUGUAUCACUUUUCGUUAUUGCUACUUAUGCUGCAAAACUUGAACCUGUGUGCAAUCAGUUGCAAAAAGUAAACACAGAUCUAAGAGAAGUAACUGAUUAUGUAGUCAAAUUGAUAGAUGUGCUGCAAAUUCAUCGAAACAAUGCUUCUGAAGAGUUUACUGCAAUUUUCACGAAAGCGGAACACAUUUGCGAAGAAUUAGGCAUUGAAAUGAAUCGACCUCGAGUGGCAUCUAGACAAGUUCAUAGAUCGAAUCUGCCUUCUGAAAACGCAGAAGAAUUUUUCAGGAGGUCACUCUUUAUUCCCUAUUUGGACUCCAUUAUAUCUUCGUUGAAAGACCGUUUUUCUUCUACACAAAGAAAAGCAUUUUCACUCUUACAGCUUCACCCGAAUGCGAUGACCAAACUGGAAAAGGCGUCAUAUCUUGAAGUUUCAAAAGAUAUAUAUACUAUGUAUAAAGAUCUGCUUUCACCAAAUUUCAUUACUGAAGCUACAACGUGGUAUGAAAUGUGGAUGAAUAGAGACAAUUCUUGUGAAUCCCUCGAAUACGUUGAUUUAGUUGUUGAGGCCACACCGUUUUAUCCAGCUCUAGUGGAGGCAAUGAAAAUUGGCCUAACUCUCCCAGCUACUACGUGCACUAUAGAACGCACUUUCAGUACAAUGAGGCGCAUCAAGACCUGGAAUCGAUCUGCAAUGAAUCACGAGAGAUUAAGUAAAUCAGUUAUAUCAUCUUAG